Messenger RNA from Pseudoliparis swirei, 3443 nucleotides. RefSeq names its product solute carrier family 35 member E2A-like. The transcript is spliced from 9 exons. The record is from RefSeq and is a predicted model, not a curated record. Gene Ontology annotation, molecular function: antiporter activity. NCBI's taxonomy places the organism in Eukaryota, Metazoa, Chordata, Actinopteri, Perciformes, Liparidae. Gene Ontology annotation, cellular component: Golgi apparatus. The coding region runs from base 461 to 1648 and encodes 395 amino acids.
UGUGAGCAGCCACGUCGCAAAGGCAGGUGCAUGGACUCUCGACCCGGGUUACCCCGACAGAUAGGUGACUUUUGAGUAAUAGUGAGCGUUGAGUAAACAUGGCGGACGGCACGGCUGGCUCUGGAGCCUCCGCUCGUUUCCACCCCACGCUGUCGCCACAAACGCACCGCGACUAACGUCAACGUGCAACUUCCUCCUUUUAUUCUGCGCUCUCCGGCGGACCCGGUCGGGUUUUUGCAACAGUAUUCGGCCCAAGUGGAAGCAGCCGCAGUCCCGGAGGUGAGAGGCGUUUACGUUGGGAAACCCGGAAACCUAAAGCAUCCCCGGCGCUGACUGCAAGACGGACGGACAGGCGGUUCACCCGGAGGAUGGACUGACACUCGAAGCUCUCGGCGAACCCUCACCUCCCCCUCGUCGCCCACCUGUAGGGUAGUGGGGGGGGGCGGCCCCGCAGGCGGGAAUGCCGGGCAGCAAGCAGUCGCACCAGCUGUGGCGCCUCCUGUCGCCGCUCCGCGCCCACCAGGAGCGCGUGGUUCUGGCCCGCAGCAAGAGCCUGCCGGGGGAGCAGGUGCUGAGGCUCACGGUCACCGGGACGACGGUGAUCGAGGCGGAGUCCGGGGUGUGGAACUGGCGCUCCCUGUCCUACCUGGGCCUCUGGUACUUCUUCAGCUUCUGCACCCUGUUCCUCAACAAGUACAUCCUGUCGCUGCUGGAGGGGGAGCCGAGCAUGCUGGGAGCCAUUCAGAUGCUUUCCACCACCGUCAUCGGCUUCCUCAAGAUGUUUGUGCCCUGCUGCCUGUACCAGCACAAGUCCAGAACCGAGUACCCCCCCAACUUCAUCAUGACCAUGCUGUUUGUUGGGUUCAUACGGUUCUGUACGGUGGUUCUGGGCUUGGUGAGCCUGAAGAAUGUGGCGGUGUCCUUCGCCGAGACGGUGAAGAGCUCGGCGCCCAUCUUCACCGUCAUCAUGUCCUGGCUGAUCCUCGGGGAGUACACAGGGCUGUGGGUGAACCUGUCCCUGUUCCCGGUCAUGGCGGGCCUGGCCCUCUGCACCGCCACCGAGAUCAGCUUCAACGUGCUCGGCUUCUCCGCCGCCCUCUCCACCAACGUCAUGGACUGUUUGCAGAACGUGUUCUCCAAAAAGCUGCUGAGCGGAGACACGUACAAGUUCAGCCCUCCAGAGCUGCAGUUCUACACCAGCGCGGCGGCGGUCAUCAUGCUCGUACCGGCCUGGAUGUUCCUUUUGGACAUCCCGGUGAUCGGGAAGAGCGGCCGGAGCUUCAUCUUUAACCAGGACGUCAUUCUGCUGCUGCUCUUCGCCGGCGGCCUGUUCCACCUGCAGAGCGUCACCGCCUACGCGCUCAUGGGACGGAUUUCCCCCGUCACCUUCAGUGUGGCCAGCACCGUUAAGCACGCCUUGUCCGUCUGGCUGAGCGUCCUCGUGUUCAGCAACCAGGUCAGCAUCUUCAGCGCCAUCGGCACCUUGCUCGUGCUCCUCGGGGUCUUCUUGUACAACAAGGCCCGGCAGAUGCAGCGGGCGGCCCAGCAGGCCGAGGCCGCGGAGCGGAGCCACACGCCACUCCUCCAGGACGAGAAAGGCCACGCCCCCCCAGUGAGGACGCAGAGCCUCCGGAAGGAAAGCGCCUGAAACGGGAUCACGGUGCGGACAAACAUUCCUUCUUUUUUUUGUUGCUUUCCCGCGGCGGUCCAAUGAGGACGACUGGAUAUCGGACUUGUUCGUCACCGCGCACACAUUCCAGUUAAGGAGGACCCACUCGUGUUUUUCGCUUUUCCCAGGAUGCAUUAGGUGUCACUGUCCCGUCUUCGAGCUUAUGGUAGAGUUCGAGGACCGGCUUUGGCUCGCUGCGUCGUCGGGUCGGUAAAAGCAGCUCAGGUUCAUCCUUUUGAAGGGCGUGACUUCUGUCCUUUGUUUGUCUGGAUAAGUGCACUCAAGAGUGCGCCGGGUUUAUCUCUCAUCUGUGGUUCUGUUGCUUUUGUGAAUACCUGUAAAUCAUUGACGCUUUAAGAUUUUAAAUUCUGUGUCCGUCUGGACUGCAUCUGGAUUGAGAUGUGAACCGGGCGUGGGGCCCUGACACCGGGAGGCCUUUCGGAGGCUCCUUGCUUCCUUUUUUCUUUCUUUUAAACAAUGUGUGGAACAUUUGAAAGCCACGUAAUGCAUUCCAGGAAUGCUCAUCGUCGUCCUCCCAUCACUAAGUGUGACGUGUGCAUGUCGGGGGGGAAGGGGGGGGGGGUUAUGUACUUAUGUUCUUACAUUUUUUUUCUUUGUAAACUGACUCUUUCCCCCAGUGCAUGCUGGGAUCGCAGCCUUCAAUCUGAAAGGGGCCUUAGAGAGUGAACGGGAACGGAUUGUCAAAGGGCUGUAGAUUACGCAUUCAUAAUCUUUUAGAAAAUUGCUUUAGUCCAACUCGGGUGUUCUUGUUUUUCGCGGCUCUGAUGAUCGGGCGUGUUCAGAAGGCGAACUGCUGAAGGAAUCCUCAAGUCGUCUUUGGUGAGCAUCCGGCGGUCUGCAAACGACUUCCUGGUUCAGCGACCGACUGCAGGAGUCUGGCAGAACUGCAAAAACAUAAUCCUGACUGGUAAUAUACCAGUUUUCAUUCCCCCAAAAAAAGGCUUCCUGACCCAUGGAUCCAACCACUAUUGAUGUAUCCCAGUAUGGUCGAGCGUACGACCACACCACUCACGAGCCGCCCUGUGGUCGAUGAGACUUUCAAACGCAUCCCGGCUGCUCAGGAAUACGCCCGUGAUCAUUUGAGAUUCACACGAGCCACGUGUUUCCCCUCGUUGACGCCGUGCCAUGGUGUCAAUAAUCUGAUGAACAUAUGAAUUUUUAUUCUGACCACACUGCUUCAAUCCCACAAGUCUCCUACUGCACAUGUUUCUUUUUAGUAACCAACUAAAUCAUCGUCUGUGUGACGGGACGCGUCUGUUAGUCAUGGUCAGACUGGCGAGCAUCAUUUUAGAUCUUUUGUUUUUUUGUGAUGUGUUAUGUGCUCAUACUUCGGCAUCUGUUUUUGAACAUGAGCAAAUGGGUUUUCUGAGUUGACGUUGUUUUUUUUUUUUUUUACUAAAACAUUAAUAUUUUCAUUCUGCCUGGUUUUUGUUUUUGAAGAAUUAUGUUUAAAAGGGCUUAUAAAACCUGAGCUACGAUUUGCUAUUGAUACCCUACGAAUAUAUAUUUGACAUCUUCUCUUCCGUUUUAAUUCUUGUUGAAAUGCUGACUCAAGAGGAAUAGUCCAAAAAUACAGAUUUUUUUAUUUUUGUGUGUAUUUGUAUCAUUAAGAGUUCAGAAGUGUGUAAGAGAGCAAUUUGUUUGGGGAUGUGCAAAUCAAUUAUGUAAAAGAAUUCACUCGUUAGUGAAGAUGUAAUGAUGUUUGAUGAACACUGCAGGAAAUAGAAAUCAAAAUAAAGUAUUUUCUACGGCA